Molecule: messenger RNA, 1524 nt
Organism: Pediculus humanus corporis (human body louse)
Lineage: Eukaryota; Metazoa; Arthropoda; Insecta; Psocodea; Pediculidae
Product: sugar transporter, putative
Exons: 9
Coding region: 1-1524 (507 amino acids)
Biological process (GO): transmembrane transport
Cellular component (GO): membrane
Molecular function (GO): transmembrane transporter activity
Source: RefSeq, a predicted model, not a curated record
AUGCCCAAAUUAAUAGGAAGACGAAAGGAUACAUCAAAAUAUGAAGAUUUAAGUGAUCAUAAUGUUGGUCCUUCUUCAAUUGGUACAUCAUCUGGUAGAACCAACGAAGAACCGGAUAUUGAAUUGACAUCGGUUUCGGUUAUACCCGAUGAUACUUAUACGGUUACUCAAGCAGUUAACGCAUUCGGAUUUGGAAAAUUUCAAGUGAAAUUGUCAUUUUUUACGGGUAUUUGCUGGAUGGCAGAUAGCAUGGAAAUGACCAUACUCAGCAUACUGUCUCCAGCAUUACACUGUACCUGGCACAUAUCCAGAUAUCAAGAAGCAUUGACAACAACCGUUGUUUUUUUAGGUAUGAUGCUAUCGUCUACGUUUUGGGGUAACCUUUCAGAUAAAUACGGUAGAAAAACAGCAUUGACACUUUGUGCUUAUUUAUUAUUUUGGUACGGUCUUCUUAGUGCUGCUUCACCAAAUUAUAUUUGGUUAUUGGGCCUUAGAGGAAUGGUCGGUUUUGCUAUUGGUUGCGUUCCUCAAUCUGUUACUCUUUACGCGGAAUUUUUACCAACGAAACAAAGAGCGAAAUGCGUCGUACUUUUAGACUGUUUUUGGGCUUUGGGAGCUUGCGUCGAAGUAUUAUUAGCUUUAUUUAUAAUGCCUACACUUGGAUGGAAAUGGUUGUUGGCAAUAUCAACAGCUCCACUUUUAGCAUUUGUGAUAUGUUGUCCGCUGCUACCUGAAAGUGCAAGAUUUCAUGUUGCAUCAGGACAACAGGAAAAAGCUCUUGAAACUUUACAAAGAGUCGCCAAAGAAAAUGGUAAACCAAUGUUACUUGGAAGGCUAGUGGUAGAAGGUACGAGUCCUUCGAGUCAAAGAGGAAGAAUUCAAGAUCUUUUAGGUCCGGAUUUAAGAAAAACUAGCAUUUUGCUAUGGUUUAUAUGGUUAACUUCUGCUUUUUGUUAUUACGGAUUAGUUUUAAUGACUACAGAAUUAUUUCAAGGGUCUCAAAAUUCAGCUAAAAAAAGCGAAUCAUGCGCGGCUGAUUGUAAAGAAUUAACAACAACGGAUUACAUAGAUUUAUUAUGGACAACAUUAGCAGAAUUUCCAGGGAUUUUAGUUACAAUAUUUAUUAUAGAAAGAUUUGGAAGGAGGAAAACUAUGACUGUACAACAUUUGGUUUUUUCAUUUUGCGUUUUUUUCAUUUUAUUCGCAACAUCCGAAGUUUUAUUAACUGUGAUAUUAUUUGCUGCUCGAGGUAUCAUUGCUGGAGUAUUUCAAGCUGCUUACGUUUACACUCCAGAAGUUUAUCCUACUCCGUUGAGAUCCGUAGGUGUCGGAAGCUGUAGUGCGAUGGCACGUCUGGGAGCCAUGAUAACACCUUACAUAGCUCAAGUUUUGGUCAAAACUUCUUUACUGUUGACCGUUACCGUUUAUGGUCUCGCUGCGAUUUCCGCUGCCGUCGCGAGUUAUUUUUUACCAUACGAAACAUCUGGAAAAGAAAUGAGAGAAACGAUACACGGACGUAAUUAA